CUGUCCCUCUGAUUUUGUCCUGUCCUGCUGUCCGGUCUCUCCCAGGCUCUGCAGUGUAUCUGCUACUCAGGGGAGGGGGGCGGGUGGGAGGAAGCAACACAAAGGAAAAGAGGGAGGAUAAGGGAGGGUGGAGAGGAGGGAAUCCCACUGACAUCAUUGCUCAUUAGCAUGUGUGACCUCAUCAAGGGGCGGGACAAUUUCCCCAGGUGUAUGGGGGGAGGGCAAGUGUGUGUGUGGGGGGGUGGCAUUUAAAGCAAAAAGCUGACAGUGCUGCUGAGUGAAGCAGUGAGCGCGAGCCGCGAGGCUGCACACGAACACGCACACCGAUGCACACGGACCUCGACAGCGGCAUGGACACGGACACAGAAACCACAGCACUCUGUCCUUCCGGCAGCCCCACGGCCUCCCCACCGGAGACACCCGCGCCAGAAGCAGAUGCCACUUUGCUGAAGAAGCCAGAGAAGCUGUUGGCAGGAUCGGACCGGGGUGGGCCCCCCUUGGCCCCUGUGGUUCCCAGGCGAAGGGGCAGUAUGCCUGUGCCAUAUAAGCACCAGUUGCGGCGGGCCCAAGCUGUGGAUGAGCUGGACUGGCCACCCCAAGCCUCCUCCUCUGGCUCCUCGGACUCCUUGGGCUCAGGGGAGGCGGCCUCUGCCCCGAAGGAUGGCAUCUUCAAGGUCAUGCUGGUGGGGGAGAGCGGUGUGGGCAAGAGCACCCUUGCAGGCACAUUUGGGGGUCUCCAAGGGGAUGGCGCUCAUGAGUCGGAGAACACAGAGGAGACCUAUGAGAGACGCAUCACAGUGGAUAAGGAAGAAGUGACUCUGAUUGUGUAUGACAUCUGGGGACAGCAGGGGGACACAGGUGCAUGGCUGCGGGAUCACUGCCUCCAGACUGGGGAUGCCUUCCUCAUCGUCUUCUCCGUCACUGACCGAAGAAGCUUCUCCAAAGUCCCUGAGACCCUGCUUCGGCUGCGGGCUGGCAGGCCCCACCACGACCUGCCUGUCAUCCUGGUGGGAAACAAGAGCGACCUGGCCCGCUCCCGGGAGGUGUCACUGGAAGAGGGUCGCCACCUGGCCGGGACGCUGAGCUGCAAGCACAUUGAGACUUCUGCCGCGCUGCACCACAACACUAGGGAACUCUUCGAGGGUGCUGUGCGCCAGAUCCGGCUGCGGCGGGGCCGGGGCCGCGCGGGGGCUCAGCGGCUCGAGUCUGGCAGUCCCGAGGGUCCCGCACCGUCCGCGCGCCGCGAGAGCCUCACCAAGAAGGCCAAGCGCUUCCUCGCCAACCUGGUGCCGCGCAACGCCAAAUUCUUCAAGCAGCGCUCCAGGUCGUGUCACGACCUCUCUGUGCUCUGAGCCACGGUCGCCAUGGCCACAGCAGUUGCCAUGGCUACUGCGCCCUCCGUGCACGCCCUUGCCCCGCCCCGUCCGGCUUCCUCGGUUGGAAGCCAUCUAGGAAACCAAAAAAUCCCAGGAUGUCUGGGUGUGCCCGCGGGCGCUGCCACCACCGCGCGUUCUCCGGACGCCUGGCACACCGCGGGAGUGAGCUGGGCGUGUGGCCAGAGGGCGGGACGGGCUUGUGGGUCAGGACGCCAGGUGACUCCCUAAUGGUUCUUUUGCUCACUUCUGAAAAAAAGAAAAGAAAAAGAAAAAAGAACAGACCUGGGAAAGUGCUUUGUAGACUCCUUGCCGGAGUUUACUUCCUUUAUAUUUUGUGUGAAUCUGCCUCACCUUUAUUAGAGAUACUUAAAGGUAAACACUCAGAAACCUUCCUCUUCCAGAGACCUCUGAAAGCACUCUAGCUCUUCUCUGCUGCACUUGUCCACUUUGCCCCUUAAGAAGCUUUUAAAGGCAGGGGAAUCCUGGGACCGCUAUUCUUGGUUUGAGUCUGUGGUUUACCAGGCCACCAUGGUACUUCCCCUUUAAGGCUAUUAAAUGUAAGGUGUGGACAGAUUUUUCUGCCUUCUGAUGCCAGUGUGAAAAGCUGAGUGGUGGUUAACCCCCUUUGGCCAAGGCCCAGGAGGCCUCAGCAAGGGGCCACCCUUU
This is a messenger RNA of Ochotona princeps (American pika), 2042 nucleotides long. RefSeq names its product RRAD and GEM like GTPase 2 (gene REM2). The transcript has 5 exons. Gene Ontology annotation, cellular component: plasma membrane. NCBI's taxonomy places the organism in Eukaryota, Metazoa, Chordata, Mammalia, Lagomorpha, Ochotonidae. The record is from RefSeq and is a predicted model, not a curated record. Bases 327 to 1352 code for a protein of 341 amino acids. Gene Ontology annotation, molecular function: calcium channel regulator activity; GTP binding; GTPase activity.